AUGAGUAAUGACCGCGACGUACUGUCGUCGAUUGCUGCCGAGAAACGAGCCGAUCCAAAUCUUGACCUCAGCUUGGAUAAACUGCCCAUUGAAAGGGCUCUCGGCACACGCUGGAAUCUCGAGUCAGACGAAUUGGGAUUCAAAGUAUCAGAAUUGAAGAAACCUGACACAAUGAGAGGAGUUCUGUCCACGAUAUGCACUAUUUUCGACCCUUUAAAUCUCGCUGCACCGGUAAUGUUAGUGGCAAAGAAGUUAAUGCAGGAUUUGUGGAGAAAGAAGUAUUCCUGGGACCAACAACUUGAAGGAGAAAUACUACGCAGAUGGCAAUGUUGGAAGGAAAGUCUUCAUCUCCUGAGUAAAAUAACGAUUCCAAGAUGCUAUUAUACCAAUCCUCAGCACGAAGAAAGUACCCUGGAACUACAUAAUUUCAGUGACGCAUCAGAAGUAGGAUAUGGAUCCGUCGCGUACCUUCGUAUCAGUUAUCCAGACGGAAAGAUAGAGUGCUCGUUCGUCGCUGGAAAGGCGCGAAAUGCACCAGUAAGGACCGUUACCAUCCCGAGGCUCGAACUGCAGGCGGCCGUUUUGGCUGCACGAAUGGGCAAGUCUAUCAAAAUAGAGCUGGAGCUUGACAUUAAAAGAGUGUUUUUCUGGACGGACUCGAUGAUCACCCUUAGCUAUAUUAACAACGAAACGCGACGCUUUCAAACCUACGUUUCGAAUCGAAUCGCAGAAAUCCACGAACUAACGUCGCCUGAGCAGUGGAAACACUGCCCUGGCGCUGAAAACCCAGCUGAUGACGCUAGCCGAGGAUUGGAAAUGCCCUUUUUUCUACAAAACGAACGGUGGUUGUCUGGGCCAGCUUUCCUUUUACAGCCGGAAGAAAAAUGGCCGAAGACCCAGCUACAACAUGUCCCAGAAACCUCACUCGAAUUGAAGAAAGAAGUAUAUGUCAUUGAAGUUAGCCAUGUGAAGUCCUUGGAUGAACUUAUCAACAGUACCUCAUGCUGGCUGAAAUGUUUACGGAAGAUCGCAUGGCUCCAGAAGUUUGUUAAAUGGAUCGAAGGCAAGAAAAGGAAACCUCAGUCACGAGACGUAAAACGGAUCACAUUAAAAGACCUCGAAGAUGCGAGACGUAAAGUGAUCAAGCUCGUUCAAAGGCAAGCCUUUAAGGAAGAAAUAACGAGGUUAGUAAAGAGUCUGACGGUCAAGGGCAGUAGGCUGGCAAGUUUAAAACCGAUCCUGGACGAAGAAGCCAUCAUACGAGUCGGGGGAAGAAUAUCAAAGGCACCAAUUUCCCGAGAUGCCGCAAACCCAAUGAUAUUGCCAAGGAAGCACCAUGUGACUGAGAUCUAUAUUCGUUUUUUGCACGAACAGAACGGUCAUUGCGGGCAUGAACAAGUUCUGGCGCUAUCAAGAGAAUUCUGUUGGAUCCUGAAAGCACGUGCGGCGAUAAGAGAAGUUUUAAACGGAUGUAUCAAAUGCAAACGACGAACUGUAGUAAGACAGGACCAAGAGAUGGCCGAACUGCCUAAGGCUCGACUCACUCCAUACGAACCAGCCUUUACCUAUUCAGGAGUGGACUACUUUGGCCCCUUUUUUGUUAAGCGUGGAAGAGGAAAAACGACCGAAAAACGAUGGGGAGUGAUAUUCACCUGCAUGAACAGCAGAGCAGUUCAUCUAGAAGUAGCGAGGUCGCUAGAAGCCGACGAUUUCAUUUUAGUCUUGGUUCGAUUUUUAAAUCGAAGAGGACACGUGAAAGAAAUGCGUUCUGACAACGGAACAAACUUCGUCGGCGCCGAGCGUGAAGUCCGAGAAGCUAUCCAGCAGCUGGACGAAACGAAGAUUAAUAACGAGUUAUCUAAGAGAGGAUGUAAAUGGGUUUUUCAUCCACCAGGAGCCUCGCACAUGUCCGGUGUAUGGGAAAGACUGGUUCGAACUGUGAAAAGAAGCUUGAAAGCUAUAGUCGGGAAAGAUCUAGUAAACGAGGAAGUUCUGCAGACGGUUUUUACUGCAGCUGAACGUAUUGCAAACGCACGACCGCUCACCCGGAAUCCACUAAGCCCAAACGACGAUGAACCCCUUACGCCAAACCAUUUCCUUAACGUUCGUCCAGCGAUUUACCUACCCCCCGAGAUUAUUUCCGAGAAUGACAAAUAUAGUAAGAAGAAAUGGAGACGAGCGCAACUACUUGCAAAUCAUUAUUGGAAAAGAUGGCUGCGGGAAUAUAUACCAACAUUACAAGAGAGAAAGAAAUGGAAUGAGCCCAAGAGAAAUUUGCAAGUUGAUGACCUGGUACUUAUUGCGGAUGAUAAUGUACCCAGAAAUACGUGGCCAAUGGGAAGGAUCGUAGACGUAUUCCCUGGUCCGGAUGGACGAGUAAGGACAAUUGACGUAAGAUCAAAAAACUCGGUAUACAGACGUCCGGUCGCGAAAGUUUGCUUACUAGAAGCUGCUGAUAAUCAAGAUAUGUAA
Molecule: messenger RNA, 2472 nt
Organism: Dendronephthya gigantea
Lineage: Eukaryota; Metazoa; Cnidaria; Anthozoa; Malacalcyonacea; Nephtheidae
Exons: 1
Coding region: 1-2472 (823 amino acids)
Biological process (GO): DNA integration
Molecular function (GO): nucleic acid binding
Source: RefSeq, a predicted model, not a curated record